GGGGGCGUGGCCUGGGGUGGUUAUGUUAAUGAGGGGGCGUGGUCAGGAAACGGCAGCGUCUUCACGGAGCGCGCCGGAAGUGACGUCACAGCAGCGCCGCCGCCGCCAUGCCGCCCGCCGCUCUCGCCGCCCGCUCCCUCCUGCGCUCCGCGCUCCGGCCCGGCCCGGCCCCGCGCGGCCUCGUCUCGGGGGCCUCCGCAGCACCCCCUGGGCCUGGCGGAGAGCGCCGUGGGCUUCGUGGCCAUGUUCGUCUCCUUCCUCGGCCCCGCCGCCUGGGUGCUCGCGCACUUCGACGACUACAAGAAACGGGAGUGAAGCCCGCGGGCCCGACCGCCGCCGCUCCGGACCAACCCCGCCGGGACCAGCGGGGAGCGCCGGGACCACCGGGGAUGGCCGGGACCAGCGGGGAUCGCAGCCCCCCCCCAGGAGCCUCCCCGUCCCCCCCGCCCCAAUAAAGGCCGCGGAUUUCCGCC
Corvus hawaiiensis (hawaiian crow) is the source of this 473-nucleotide messenger RNA. Its product is annotated as cytochrome c oxidase subunit 8A, mitochondrial. Gene Ontology annotation, cellular component: mitochondrion. The transcript has 2 exons. Lineage: Eukaryota; Metazoa; Chordata; Aves; Passeriformes; Corvidae. The annotation marks the transcript as partial. Gene Ontology annotation, biological process: mitochondrial electron transport, cytochrome c to oxygen. The record is from RefSeq and is a predicted model, not a curated record.